UUAAACAGUCAAAGAUUCGAGACACGUCGGCAAAUAACCGAAUAUAAUUAAUUUUAAUGGAUUUGAAUGUGGAUAGUAGUAUUGUAUGAAAAUCAUUUAAUGGAAUUAUUAACUAACAUCGAAAAAUGCGUUUUGCUUCGUGGCGUCGUGGGCGAUUUUUUCGCAUAGCCCUCGCGUCGUUGAUAGUUGUACCACUUUUUUACAUUUUAUUGACAUGGACAAUACAGAAAGAAAGAAAAUCUAUAUGGCCGUCAGCUUUUAAAAGUACUAGUAAUAAUAAAAAUCGGCCUCAACUGGUCGAAGGAUUGGGUAAUUUCGAACCGAAGAAUGCACUGAUAAGAGAAGGACCAGGUGAAGGUGGUAAGCCCCAUAACCUGAGGGAGGAUCAACAAAAUGAUGUAGCUGAAUCAGAAUCACAGUAUGGGAUGAAUAUGGUAUGUUCAGAUGAAAUUUCUUUAGAUCGUACUAUUAAAGAUACACGACUUGAAGAAUGUAAACAUUGGAACUACCCAACAGAGUUGCCUAAAACUAGUGUAAUUAUAGUGUUCCAUAAUGAAGGGUGGUCUGUUCUUUUGCGAACUGUACAUUCAGUUAUUAAUAGAAGUCCUGAUUAUCUUCUUCAUGAAAUAUUGUUAGUUGAUGACUUCUCUGAUAAAGAGCACCUAGGUGUCAGAUUGGAAAAUUAUAUUAAACAGUGGAAAGGACUAGUUCGAUUAAUUAGAAAUCAUCAGCGUGAAGGUUUAAUUCGAACUCGAUCUCGUGGUGCUGAAGAAGCAACAGGAGAGGUUAUAAUAUUUUUAGAUGCGCACUGUGAGGUGAACACUAAUUGGUUGCCACCACUUUUAGCACCCAUUCACAGAGAUAGCACUAUUAUGACAGUCCCGGUUAUUGAUGGCAUUGAUCAUAAAACAUUUGAAUAUCGACCUGUUUAUGGUGAUGGCCAUCAUUUCCGGGGUAUUUUUGAGUGGGGAAUGUUGUAUAAGGAAAAUGAGGUUCCAUAUCGUGAAACUAAGACCAGAGCACAUAACAGUGAGCCUUAUAAAAGCCCUACACAUGCAGGUGGCCUAUUUGCAAUAAAUCGUGAAUAUUUUUUGCAAAUUGGGGCUUAUGACCCAGGCUUACUGGUUUGGGGAGGAGAAAAUUUUGAAUUAAGUUUCAAGAUUUGGCAAUGUGGUGGAAGUAUCGAAUGGGUACCUUGCUCGAAGGUGGGUCAUGUUUAUAGAGGUUUUAUGCCAUACAAUUUUGGUAAACUAGCAAAAACUAAAAAAGGACCACUUAUUACAAUUAAUUAUAAAAGAGUUAUUGAAACCUGGUUUGAUGAAAAACAUAAAGAGUUCUUUUAUACUAGGGAACCAUUGGCAAGAUUUUUAGACAUGGGUGAUAUAUCAGCACAAGUCGAACUCAAAAAUAAGUUACAAUGCAAAGAUUUCCAAUGGUAUAUGGAUAAUGUAGCAUAUGAUGUUUUAGAUAAAUUUCCAGAGCUGCCUGGGAAUGUACAUUGGGGCGAAUUAAGAUCGCGUGCAAAUGGUAACUGUUUAGAUACUUUAGGUCAUUCUCCUCCUUCACUGAUGGCAACUCAGCAUUGCCAUGGUUUUGGAAACAACCAAUUAAUUCGAUUAAAUGCUGCUGGUCAACUGGGGGUAGGAGAACGAUGUAUUGAAGCUGAUACACAGGGAAUUAAAUUAGCAUUUUGUCGUUUGGGUACAGUUGAUGGACCUUGGCAAUAUGAUGAAUCUAGCAAUACUUUAACUCAUCGAAUACAUAAAAAGUGCAUGGCAAUGCACCCACAAACAAUGCAAUUAUCUCUAAUGCCAUGUGAUGUAAAUAAUUUGUAUCAUCAAUGGAUCUUUAAACCACUACAUCCAAAAUGGAAAUGAGUUUUAAAUGUUAAUGUACGUAAGAAUAUACAGCUAAAAGAACAGUAUUGAAAGAGAUUAGUUAGAAAUGAUACGUAUGAAUCUGCAUUUAAAGAGUUUUAAUAUAAUGGAUAAAUAGAACAUAAUAAUAUUUAGGAUUUCAAUAAGAUUUUAGUAAUUAUUUAUAUGGAAGAUGAUUUUAAAUGUGCAAAAAUGCAGUUGCCGAAAUUUAUAUUUAUAUUAAAUCUAGGCAUGAUUUUUACAUGAGUUCCUUUUAUAGAGAAAAAUCUUUAUUACACAAGAUUGGGAUUUUUUUUUGGAAUUGUUUGUACUAAAUUAUAUUUUGCCUUGAGAUGAGAUUAAGAGCCCGAUUAUUAGUAU
Molecule: messenger RNA, 2237 nt
Organism: Ctenocephalides felis (cat flea)
Lineage: Eukaryota; Metazoa; Arthropoda; Insecta; Siphonaptera; Pulicidae
Gene: Pgant7
Product: N-acetylgalactosaminyltransferase 7
Exons: 2
Coding region: 126-1877 (583 amino acids)
Cellular component (GO): Golgi apparatus
Source: RefSeq, a predicted model, not a curated record